AUGGAGCUCUCCGAUGUGCGCUGCCUGAGCGGCAGCGAGGAACUCUACACCAUCCACCCGACGCCCCCGGCCGGCGACGGCGGGAGCGGCUCCCGGCCGCAGCGGCUGCUGUGGCAGACGGCGGUGCGGCACAUCACCGAGCAGCGCUUCAUCCACGGGCACCGCGGCGGCGGCGGGAACGGAAGCUCCAGCAAAGCCUCGGACCCCGGAGGCGGCGGCCCCAACCACCACCACGCGUCGCAGCUGUCUGGCGACUCGGCGCUGCCCCUCUACGCGCUGGGCCCUGGGGAGCGAGCGCACGGCACCGGCGGCCCCAAAGUCUUCCCGGAACGCAGCGGGAGCGGCAGCGGCAGCGGCAGCGGCGGCGGGGGCGACCUGGGCUUCCUGCACCUCGACUGCGCCCCGAGCAACUCGGAUUUCUUCCUCAGUGGGGGCUACAGCUACCGAGGGGUCAUUUUCCCCACCCUGCGCAACUCCUUUAAGUCCCGGGAUCUGGAGCGCCUCUACCAGCGCUAUUUCCUGGGCCAGAGGCGCAAAUCGGAGGUGGUGAUGAACGUGCUGGACGUGCUGACCAAACUCACCCUCCUGGUUCUCCACUUGAGCCUGGCCGCGGCCCCCAUGGACCCGCUCAAGGGCAUCCUGCUGGGCUUCUUCACCGGCAUAGAGGUGGUGAUCUGCGCCCUGGUGGUGGUCAGGAAGGACACCACCUCGCACACAUACCUGCAGUACAGCGGUGUGGUCACUUGGGUAGCCAUGACCACCCAGAUCUUAGCAGCAGGGCUCGGCUAUGGGCUCCUGGGAGACGGCAUCGGCUACGUGCUCUUCACCCUUUUUGCCACCUACAGCAUGCUGCCGCUGCCGCUCACCUGGGCCAUCCUGGCCGGCCUAGGCACCUCUUUGAUGCAGGUGGUCCUCCAAGCGGUCAUCCCCAGGCUGGCGGUCAUUUCCAUCAAUCAGGUUGUGGCCCAGGCAGUGUUAUUCAUGUGUAUGAACACAGCUGGAAUCUUCAUCAGUUACCUGUCAGACCGGGCCCAGCGCCAAGCCUUCCUGGAGACACGGAGGUGUGUGGAGGCCAGGCUGCGCCUGGAGACGGAAAACCAAAGACAGGAGCGACUUGUGCUGUCCGUGCUUCCUCGUUUUGUUGUCCUGGAGAUGAUCAACGAUAUGACCAACGUGGAAGACGAGCACCUGCAGCAUCAGUUCCACCGGAUCUACAUCCAUCGCUAUGAGAAUGUCAGUAUUCUUUUUGCAGAUGUUAAAGGAUUUACCAACCUCUCCACGACCUUGUCUGCUCAGGAGCUGGUCAGGAUGCUCAACGAGCUCUUUGCCAGAUUUGAUCGACUGGCCCAUGAGCAUCACUGCCUUCGUAUUAAAAUCCUGGGGGACUGCUACUACUGCGUUUCAGGACUGCCUGAGCCCCGCCAGGACCACGCCCACUGCUGUGUUGAAAUGGGCCUCAGCAUGAUCAAAACCAUCAGGUAUGUGCGAUCAAGGACGAAGCACGAUGUUGACAUGCGGAUUGGAAUCCACUCGGGCUCGGUGCUGUGUGGCGUGUUGGGUCUUCGGAAGUGGCAGUUUGAUGUCUGGUCUUGGGAUGUGGACAUUGCGAACAAACUUGAAUCUGGAGGAAUCCCCGGGCGGAUUCACAUUUCCAAAGCCACGCUGGACUGCCUCAACGGUGACUAUAAUGUGGAAGAGGGUCACGGUAAAGAGAGGAACGAAUUCUUGAGGAAGCAUAAUAUAGAGACCUAUUUAAUUAAGCAGCCUGAGGAGAGUCUGCUGUCUUUGCCCGAAGACAUCGUCAAGGAGUCUGUGAGCUCCUCAGACAGGAGAAACAGCGGGGCGACGUUCACAGAGGGAUCUUGGAGCCCUGAACUGCCCUUCGAUAACAUAGUGGGGAAACAGAACACUCUGGCUGCCCUAACAAGAAAUUCAAUAAAUCUACUUCCAAACCAUCUUGCACAAGCUUUGCAUGUCCAGUCUGGGCCUGAGGAAAUUAACAAGAGAAUAGAACAUACCAUCGACUUGCGGAGUGGUGAUAAAUUGAGAAGAGAGCAUAUCAAGCCAUUCUCACUGAUGUUUAAAGACUCCAGCCUGGAGCACAAGUAUUCUCAAAUGAGGGAUGAAGUAUUCAAAUCAAACUUGGUCUGUGCGUUUAUCGUUCUUCUAUUUAUCACGGCAAUACAAAGCUUGCUUCCUUCUUCAAGAGUGAUGCCCAUGGCCAUCCAGUUUUCCAUCCUGAUCAUGCUGCACUCGGCUCUGGUCCUCAUCACUACGGCGGAGGAUUACAAGUGCUUGCCCCUGGUCCUCCGAAAAACCUGCUGUUGGAUUAACGAGACCUAUUUGGCCAGGAACGUCAUCAUCUUUGCAUCUAUCUUGAUUAAUUUCCUGGGCGCCAUCCUAAAUAUCCUGUGGUGUGAUUUUGACAAGUCGAUACCCUUGAAGAACCUGACUUUCAAUUCCUCAGCUGUGUUUACAGAUAUCUGCUCCUACCCAGAGUACUUUGUCUUCACGGGGGUGUUGGCCAUGGUGACCUGUGCGGUUUUCCUCCGACUCAACUCUGUCCUUAAGCUGGCUGUGCUCCUGAUCAUGAUUGCCAUCUAUGCCCUGCUGACCGAGACCAUCUAUGCAGGCCUCUUUCUGCGCUACGACAACCUGAACCACAGCGGAGAAGAUUUCCUGGGGACCAAGGAAGCGUCGCUGCUGCUAAUGGCCAUGUUCCUUCUAGCUGUGUUCUACCAUGGACAGCAGCUGGAGUACACGGCCCGCCUAGACUUCCUGUGGCGAGUCCAGGCCAAAGAGGAAAUCAACGAGAUGAAGGAGCUGAGGGAGCACAAUGAGAACAUGCUGAGGAACAUCCUGCCCAGCCACGUGGCCCGCCACUUCCUGGAGAAGGACCGGGACAAUGAGGAGCUGUAUUCUCAAUCCUAUGAUGCAGUUGGGGUGAUGUUUGCCUCCAUCCCGGGGUUUGCAGACUUUUACUCUCAGACCGAAAUGAACAACCAAGGAGUGGAAUGCCUCCGCCUGCUGAAUGAGAUCAUUGCUGACUUCGAUGAGCUGCUUGGUGAAGACCGGUUUCAAGACAUUGAAAAGAUUAAGACCAUUGGUAGUACCUACAUGGCUGUGUCAGGCCUGUCACCUGAAAAGCAGCAAUGCGAGGAUAAGUGGGGACAUUUGUGCGCCCUGGCCGAUUUCUCCCUCGCCCUGACUGAAAGCAUCCAGGAGAUCAACAAGCAUUCCUUCAACAAUUUCGAGCUCCGGAUUGGCAUCAGCCACGGCUCAGUGGUAGCUGGCGUCAUCGGCGCUAAGAAACCACAGUACGACAUCUGGGGCAAAACCGUGAACCUGGCGAGUCGGAUGGACAGCACGGGGGUCAGCGGCAGGAUCCAGGUCCCGGAGGAGACCUACCUCAUCCUGAAGGACCAGGGCUUUGCCUUUGACUACCGAGGGGAGAUCUACGUGAAGGGCAUCAGUGAACAGGAAGGGAAAAUCAAAACGUACUUUCUCCUGGGAAGAGUCCAGCCCAACCCCUUCAUCCUACCCCCCAGGAGACUGCCCGGGCAGUACUCCCUGGCCGCGGUGGUCCUGGGCCUCGUCCAGUCCCUCAACAGGCAGAGGCAGAAGCAGCUGCUGAACGAGAACAACAACACGGGCAUUAUCAAGGGCCACUACAACCGGCGGACUUUGCUGACACCCAGCGGGCCAGAGCCGGGAGCCCCAGCUGAAGGCGCCGACAAGUCCGAGUUGCCAUGA
Molecule: messenger RNA, 3753 nt
Organism: Budorcas taxicolor (takin)
Lineage: Eukaryota; Metazoa; Chordata; Mammalia; Artiodactyla; Bovidae
Gene: ADCY8
Product: adenylate cyclase 8
Exons: 18
Coding region: 1-3753 (1250 amino acids)
Biological process (GO): intracellular signal transduction; cAMP biosynthetic process; adenylate cyclase-activating G protein-coupled receptor signaling pathway
Cellular component (GO): plasma membrane
Molecular function (GO): adenylate cyclase activity
Source: RefSeq, a predicted model, not a curated record